UGGGGCGGGCGGGGGCCCGGGGGGGCCCGGGGAGCUGCACCCCCGUACCGGGAAGCUGGUGUCGUUGUCUCAGGGGGGUCGGAGCGCGGCCCGGGCCCAGCCGGGUCAGGAGUUUAAUCACGGGCUGGUGUUGAGUCGCGAUCCGCUGCGACCCGGCCGCGUCUUCACCGUCCGCAUCGACAGGAAGGUGAACUCCUGGAGCGGCUCCAUCGAGGUGGGGGUGACGGCUCUGGAUCCGGCUGAACUGGAUUUUCCCAGUAGCGCCACCGGUCUCCGGGGGGGGUUCCUGGGUCGUGUCCGGCUGUUCCGUUCUUCGGGACGGAAGAUCUUUACGGGAAGAUUUUGGGCCGGAUUUAGACGCUUUAGGGGAAGGAGAUCGAGUCGGGGUUCAAGCCACCCCAGGGGGGGAAUUACGGCUUUGGGUAAACGGGCGGGACUGGGGGGUCGCGGCUGCCGGGUUGCCCCCCCGCGUUUGGGCCGUGGUGGAUCUCUAUGGGAAAUGUACCCAGGUUACCGUCGUCCCCCCUGAGGUGGCUGGACCCCCCCCGGCCCCCCCUUUACCGCCGGUACCCACCCCCCUGCCGGCGCUGCCCCCCGCCCCGGCCCCGCCCCGGGCCCAGCCCCGCCCUGACAAGUUCCCAGACAGCCUCGACCCCCCCCGAGGGUGGUGCGGCAUGGGCGGGGCCAGGGGCUCCGCUGUCCAAUGAGGCGUUGCUGUUCCACGAGAAGUGCGGGGCGCUCAUCAAACUGAGCAACGGGCACAAGACAGCCGAGCGCCGGCGGCCCCUCGACGAGUUCAACAACGGCGUCGUCCUCACCAACCGGCCCCUGCGUGACGGCGAGAUGUUCGAGAUCCGUAUCGACAAACUGGUGGACAAAUGGUCUGGUUCCAUCGAGAUCGGGGUGACGGCGCACAACCCCAACAGCCUCGAGUACCCCGCCACCAUGACCAACCUCCGCUCCGGUACCAUCAUGAUGAGCGGCUGUGGGAUCCUGACCAACGGGAAGGGGACGCGGCGCGAGUACUGCGAGUUCAGCCUCGACGAGCUGCAGGAAGGGGACCACAUCGGGCUGACGAGGAAAGCCAACAACGCCCUCCACUUCUACAUCAACGGCAUUGACCAAGGGGUGGCAACGACGUUGACGCCGCUGGUGGUCUAUGGGGUGGUGGACCUCUACGGGAUGGCGGUGAAGGUGACCAUCGUCCACAACCACAACCACAGCGACCGCCUGCGGCGCAACAAUGCCAUCCUGCGAGCGUUGUCACCCGAGGGUGGCCGGCGUCCCCUCACGUCCCCCCAGCCCCCUGCUGGGCCCCCCGCCGGGCCCCCACCGCCCCCUCGUCUCCUCUUCCACCCCAACUGCGGGCAGAAGGCGGCCAUCGUCAACGAGGGGCGCACGGCUCUGCGGCCACACGCGACAGAUGACUUCAACCACGGGGUGGUGCUGAGUGCCCGGGCGCUGCGGGACAACGAGCUCUUCCAGGUCCGCAUCGACAAGAUGGUGGACAAGUGGGCCGGGUCCAUCGAGAUCGGGGUGACCACGCACAACCCUGCCUACCUCCAGCUGCCCUCCACCAUGACCAACCUGCGCUCAGGCACCUGGAUGAUGACAGGCAACGGUGUGAUGCACAACGGCACUACCGUCCUCGACGAGUACGGCCACAACCUCGACCGCCUCAAGGCGGGGGACACGGUGGGGGUGGUACGCAGGGACGACGGUACCCUCCACUUCUUCGUCAACGGGGCGGCGCAGGGACCCGCCGCCUGGAACGUGCCCCCCAACGUCUACGCCGUGGUGGACCUCUACGGCCAGGCCGCCCAGGCCACCAUCGUCGAGGACGGCGAGGUGACCUCGCUGGCGGGCGAUGGCUCGGAGGGGGACACCCCGGGGUCCCCCGAAAGUCCGUCCCCGGGGGGUUCCCCCAGUGACCUGCGGUUCCACCGCCUGCACGGCACCAACGCCGUCAUCACCAACGGCGGGCGCACCGCCCUGCGCCAGAACUGCCGCUCCGAGUUCAACGAUGCCAUCGUCAUCUCCAACCGGGCGCUGCGGGAUGGGGAACUCUUUGAGAUCGUCAUCCAGAAGAUGGUGGAUCGCUGGUCCGGCUCCAUCGAGGCGGGCGUCACCGCCAUCCGCCCCGAGGACUUGGAGUUCCCCAACACCAUGACGGACAUCGACUACGACACCUGGAUGCUGAGCGGGACGGCCAUCAUGCAGGACGGUAACACCAUGCGGAACAACUACGGCUGCGACCUGGACUCGUUGGGGACGGGUUCGCGCAUCGGGAUGAUGCGGACGGCGCGGGGCGACCUGCGUUACUUCAUCAACGGCGCCGACCAAGGCGUCGCCUGCUCGGGGCUGCCGGCGGAGGUGUACGCGGUGGUGGACCUCUACGGCCAGUGCGUCCAGGUGUCCCUCACCGGGGCCACCGGCCCGGCCGACAACAGCCUGACCACCAGCAGUGCCACCGAGAAGGCUUGUCCCCUCCCCUCCCCAGCCCCCGGCCCGUGCCAGCGUUUCCACGGCCGCUGCGGGCAGAACGUGGCGCUGGGGGCGGAGGGGCUGGGGGCCGCCCGGGUGGCCGGCUACUGCCACGGCCUCGUCUUCAGCCGCUCCCACCUCCGGCCCGGGGAGCUCUUCGAGGUGCGGAUCGAGGCGCUGGACGAGCGCUGGGCGGGUUCGGUGCGGCUGGGGCUGACGGCGUUGCCCCCCGGGCAGGGCCCCCCCGGCCCCCCCGCCCUGCCCGCCACCCUCCUGGACCUGCCCGCGCCCCCCACCUGGGUGGUGGCGGGGGCCGAGGUCCGGCGCAACGGGACCCUCACCCGCCACAACUACGGCGUCUCCCUCGACCGCCUGGCGGUUGGGAACCGGCUGGGGGUGCGGCGCGGCCCCGAUGACACGAUGCACAUCCUGGUGGACGGGGAGGACAUGGGCCCCGCCGCCACCGGCGUCGCCAAGGGCCCCCCCACAUUUUUGGGGUGCCACGGCAAGAACAUCCUGCUCUCCAACGGGAACCGCACGGCCACCCGCGUCUCCAGUUACAACCAGGGACUGGUGCUGGUGGGACAGCCCCUCCCCCCCGGCCGCCUCUUCCAGGUGCAGAUCGACGCCCUGAACCCGCAGUGGAGCUCCUCGCUGGCCCUGGGGGUGACGGGGGCCCCCCCCGGGCGCGGCCCCCUCCCCGCCUGCGCCGCCGGCCUCAAGCGCUCGGCGUGGCUGCUCCAGCGCCGCAGCGUCUUCCACAACGCCCGCAAGAUCUGCGAGAACUACGGCCCCAACCUGGACGCGCUGCCGGCGGGGACGCUGCUGGGGCUGCUGGUGGACGGGGGGGGGGCGCUCCACCUCUACGUCAACGGCUGCGACCAGGGGGUGGCGGCGGGGGGGGUCCCGGCCCCCUGCUACGUCCUGCUCGACCUCUACGGCCAGUGCCAGCAGGUGACAAUCGUGUCAGAGACGCCGGACGGGGGGGGCCCCAGCGGGGACCCCCGGACGCGGGGGGAUGUGGAGAAGGCCGACGUGGUGGAUGGGAUCAAGGAGAGCCUGUGCUGGGCCCCCCCCCCUGGCCGGGCCCCCCUCAAGCCCUGCGAGUACCAAGCUCUCUGCGCCCGCUUCAAGGACCUCCUGCUGCUGCCCGAUGAAUAUUUCACCCCCGAGCCCCGGCGCAGUCUCUGCUUUUGCGAGUCCUGCCAGCAGCUCCGGGGGGAGGAGGGGUGCCGGCGGGGGGAGGGUCCCCGCGACCCCCCCGUCCCCCUUGGCUGGUGUCGCUUCAGCCUCCGGACGAAGCCGCGGCUGGAGGCGGGGGGCGCGUGGCAGAAGUGGCCGACGGCGUACCACGGCACCAGCGCCGGCGCUGUCCGCCGUCUGCUCGACCAGGGCGAGCUGCUGCCAGGCCCCUGGUCCAUCCUGAGCGGCACGGCCAAGGCGGAGCCCUCGGGCGGAGCCCUGCGGGGUAACCCCGCCCCCGGGGCGGGGCCUCAGCCCUCAGCCCCGCCCCGCCUCGUCCUCUCCCCCGCCCUGCGCUACGCCGCCCUCGAGCCCUUCGCCACCAAAGUGCACUUCCGGGACCCGGGCUCUCAGCGGGCGCACGGGGCGCAGGUGGCCUUGGAGGUGUGCGUGCGGCCGGGCUCCUUCCGCGCCGGCCCCCCCUCCCUGCGCCCCCCCCGAGGGGCUGGACCCCGCCGAGCUCGAGUGGGUCACCAAGGAGCCGGGGGCCACCGUCCUCUGCGGGCUGCUGGUCCGCGUCGACUGACGGGGGGGGGGGACGGACACCCACCCCCCGCCCCCCUUCCCGGGGCUGGGGAUGCCCCCUAGAUGGGGACACCCCCCCAUAGGGAUGGGGAACCCCCCCCGAGAAGGUGGGGACCCCCCCCAGGGAUGGGGACCCCCCCCAAGGACAGGGACCCCCCCCCAGGGAUGGGGAACAUCCUCCUCCAUUCCCAGGGAUGGGCAACCCCCCCUUAGUUGGGGACCCCCCCCCGAGAUGGGGAGACCCCCCCCCACCAAGGCGAUGGGGAACCCCCUAGAUGGGGGAAGCCCCCCCUUAGUUGGGGACCCUCCCAAGAAGAUGGGGACCCCCCCCUCUAAGUGGGGACCACCCCAGGGAUAAGGAACCCUAAUGGGGAUGGGGAACCCCCCCCAAGAGGAUGGGGAAACCCCCCAGGGAUGGGACCCCCCCUUAAGUGGGGACCCCCCAAGGACAGGGACACACCCCCACCCCCAUGAAGGAGACCCCCCCCCAUGGGGGCAGGG
Aquila chrysaetos chrysaetos is the source of this 4752-nucleotide messenger RNA. It is a transcript of the gene NEURL4, whose product is annotated as neuralized E3 ubiquitin protein ligase 4. Lineage: Eukaryota; Metazoa; Chordata; Aves; Accipitriformes; Accipitridae. The record is from RefSeq and is a predicted model, not a curated record. Gene Ontology annotation, molecular function: ubiquitin protein ligase activity.